Molecule: messenger RNA, 621 nt
Organism: Paramecium tetraurelia
Lineage: Eukaryota; Ciliophora; Oligohymenophorea; Peniculida; Parameciidae
Exons: 2
Source: RefSeq, a predicted model, not a curated record
AUGGUUUAUGAUGAUAAUGCUCCUUUAAGCACCAAAGAAAAAUCUAAAGCAAACUAUAAUCCAAUAUACAAGGCUGAGACAUAAGAAUAAAUAGGAAACUAUUCAACACCAUAUCGAGUAACUUGGAUUGACAAUCUACAAAGGAAAAUAAUUGUAACUGUUAGAGUAACUUCUGACAUCACUGUUAGAGAGUUUUUAUAAAUGGUUAUUGGAGAAUUCAAUUAAACUUUCAAGAGAGCAGAAAUGGAAUUAUUUUUCUUUCUUAAUGAUUUCUAUAUAUAUGAACUAUAUGAAAUGGAUGAAUAUGAAAGACCAGAUGAAGAACUUCCGCCUUAUGAUGAACAUUAAAAAUUACGUCAACUAAAGACCAAAUCUUUUGCUUUGAAAUACACUUAAAUUAUGUUGAAUUCUUUAAUGGUUUCUUCUUUAAGUGAUCCACUGUCUUGUAAAUCACCAAUAUCCCCAAGAAGUGAAGAGGAAAAACUAAAUCCACAAUAAAAUAAUAUAUAGAAUACAGAUAUUAUUGAUGAAAAAUUAGAUUAUUAAGAACAUAAUCCAAUCAAAGAGAACAAAGAAAUAGAUCAAAAACCUUGGUGGUAUUUAUGUUGUUAUGAUGAAUGA